UAGAGAGCCUCGCGGACGCCUCCGGGAUGCGGCUCAACUGGAGGCCAUUAUGGUCCCCAGGCCGUCCCGUCUCAUCUGCGGUUCGUUCGGUUCGGUCGAUCCCCUGACAAAAGGUGUUGUAAGGUACCCCGGAUCGUCCCUCAGCACACAAUGGGAUCGGCAGCGUCAAGACCGCAGAUCCCGGAGAACUUAACGACUCGGCAGCAGAAACGGCGCUUCAUCCGCCGGGCCAUCGACUCGUACGGCUUCCGAUGGCUCGUCUUCGCCGUCGCGGCCAGCGGCUUCCUGACGGACUCGUGGAACCUGUUCGCUACCAACGCCAUCCUGCCGUCGCUGGCCUUCGUCUACUGGCCUGAGGAAACGAACGGCUGGCGGGAGUCGCUCAUCAACUGCAUGACCCUGGGCGGGUCGCUCAUCGGGCAGCUUCUGUUUGGCUUCCUCGCCGACAAAUACGGCCGGACGCGGCUCUAUGGCAUUGAGCUCGUGAUUGUUGGAUUCACGACCAUUGCGCUGUCGGCGAGCUCCACGGGCUUUGGGAAUUCCAUCGCCGUCCUGCCGUGGCUCGUGGCGAUGCGGUUUCUUAUGGGCGUGGGAAUAGGAGCAGAGUAUCCGCUGUCCGCUUCCAUCUGCACAGAAUGGGCCUCUACCAAGGCCAGGGCCAAGAUGAUGGUGGCCGUGUUCCUCAUGCAGCCGCUGGGGCAGCUCAUCUCCCAACUCGUUGCGCUCGGCGUCCUGCUCGGCUACAGCAGCGGCUACAACCUGCAGUCCUGCCACGCGCCGAGCGACGACAACGGCAACUGCGGCCGCGUCGUUGACAGCAUCUGGCGCUGGGUGGCGGGCGUGGGCGCCAUCCCGGCCCUCGUCGCCAUCAUCUUCCGCUUCCAGAUCGACGAUCCCGGCCUGUACGACCUCGACGUCCGGGACGAGGGCACUCGCGCCGUGCAGAACACCAUGCUGCUGUACCGCUACCGCCGCGUGUCGACGCCGGGGCCAAACCCCGAUGAUGGGCACUAUGCACGGCCCGAGAUGCAGGAAGUCGGCCCCGAUGGCCUGGAACAACACCCGCCCGUCGCCAACGGCGGUGGUGCCCUACAACCGCUCCAUCGGGACGGGGAGCUCCCCAGACAGUUCUCGCGCGAGGACAUGGUCGAUUACUUCGUGGUGCAGGGCAAUUGGCGCAGCCUGGCCGGGACGUCCAUGUGCUGGUUCCUGCUCGAUAUUGCAUUCUACGGUCUGGGGAUGGGCAACCUUUCCACGCUCGCCAAGCUCUGGACCAGCUUCGAGGCGCUGCGGGACAACGCGGUGCAGAACCUGAUCACGGUGUGCAUCGGGUCCGUGUCGGGCUGCGUCAUGCUACUCCUGCUGAUCGACUACGUGCCGCGGCGGCAGUUCCUGACGUAUUCCUUCCUCUGGAUGGCGGCGCUCUUCCUCGUCACCGGCGGCAGCUUCUUCGCCGUGUUCCACAACGACCUGCACGCCGUCAGCAUCGUGCUGGUCGCGCUCUGCCACUUCUCCUUCAACCUGGGGCCCAACACGCUGACCUUCGUCAUCCCCGCCGAGCUGUUCCCCACCCGCUACCGCGCCACCUGCCACGGCAUCGCCGCCGCCACGGGCAAGCUGGGGUCCGUCAUUGUGCAGGCCAGCCUGCCGACCUGGACCAUCGACGGCGUGCGCGUGGCGGAUGCGAAUAGUUCCGGCCUGGGCUGGGUGUUUGUGGCCUACGGCUUUGUCAUGGCGCUCGCGACCGUGUUUGCCUGGGCGUGGAUCCCCAGCUUGCAGUACCAUCGCGGCGGCGCGGACGGGACGGGGCCAGGGACGCCGACGACGCCGACCAGAGGAGGGGCCGGGCUGCGGUUGCCGAGCAAGACGCUGGAGGUGCUGGGCGAGGGGGUUGUCAGGGCGGAGGCGGAUGGUGAGGUGGUGGGCCUGAGGAAGAAGGUUAGGCGGUGGGCGAGCAGGUUGGAGCAAGGCCGCGAGUCGAGGUAGGAAAGGCUACCUUAGGUGUGGUGCGUAGGUGUUUUGAGUAUGGCAGCAUUGUGUAAGGCCGCAAACUGGAGAUUAUAGAAUACGCCGCGGGAGGUCCCUACGUUGUACUGGUAC
Molecule: messenger RNA, 2100 nt
Organism: Chaetomium strumarium
Lineage: Eukaryota; Fungi; Ascomycota; Sordariomycetes; Sordariales; Chaetomiaceae
Product: major facilitator superfamily domain-containing protein
Exons: 7
Coding region: 151-1986 (611 amino acids)
Biological process (GO): transmembrane transport
Cellular component (GO): membrane
Molecular function (GO): transmembrane transporter activity
Source: RefSeq, a predicted model, not a curated record